Messenger RNA from Ilex paraguariensis (yerba mate), 3460 nucleotides. The record is from the annotation of a GenBank genome assembly. NCBI's taxonomy places the organism in Eukaryota, Viridiplantae, Streptophyta, Magnoliopsida, Aquifoliales, Aquifoliaceae.
CUAACCUUCCAAAUUCCAGAGGUUUCUCUUUGCUUAACAAAUUGACCUCUCACCCUUCGCUCUUCUUCACAUCAGUAUUGAUAAAUCUCUCUCUUUUCAUUCUUCGUUUCUGCAAAGCUUCAUUUCUGCAAACAUCAGACACAAACACAAACAAAAAAGCACAAGUACUGAUUUUCCAAAAAUCGAACAAGCCAUUGUUCAAACACAAAAAAUCAGGCGCCUUCCGUAAGUGUUGUAGGUUUUAUCAUAGUCGUCAUGAAUCCUGACAAGUUCACCCACAAGACUAAUGAGACCAUUGCUGGGGCACAUGAGCAGGCAAUGAAUGCCGGGCAUGCACAAUUUACACCGCUUCAUUUGGCCGCAGCUUUGAUCUCCGACACUAAUGGUCUUUUUAGGCAAGCAAUUGUCUCUGCAAGUGGCAGUGAAGAAGCUUCAAAUUCAGUUGAAAGGGUCUUCAAUCAAGCAUUAAGGAAACUCCCAUCGCAAACGCCUUCUCCUGAUGAAAUCCCAGCAAGCACUUCACUUGUUAAGGUGAUUAGACGAGCCCAAUCCCUGCAGAAAGACCGUGGUGACUCGCAUUUGGCUAUUGAUCAGCUGAUUUUGGGCUUACUGGAAGAUUCCCAAAUCGUGAGCCUACUUAAAGAAGCUGGAGUUAGUCCAGCAAGAGUGAAAUCAGAGGUUGAGAAGCUUCGUGGGAAGGAAGGAAGGAAGAUAGAAAGUGCUUCUGGGGACACUAAUUUCCAGGCUCUCAAGACCUAUGGUCGAGACCUUGUAGAGCAGGCUGGAAAACUUGACCCGGUUAUCGGUAGGGACGAAGAAAUUCGAAGGGUUAUCAGGAUUCUUUCCAGAAGGACUAAAAACAAUCCUGUACUUAUUGGAGAGCCUGGUGUGGGUAAAACUGCAGUGGUUGAAGGACUAGCUCAGAGGAUUGUUAGUGGUGAUGUCCCUAGUAAUCUUGACGAUGUGAGAAUUAUAGCAUUGGAUAUGGGGGCACUCAUUGCUGGAGCCAAGUAUAGAGGAGAAUUUGAGGAGAGGUUGAAAGCUGUGCUGAAGGAAGUUGAAGAGGCAGAAGGAAAAGUUAUCUUGUUUAUUGAUGAAAUUCACCUUGUUCUUGGUGCUGGUCGGACUGAGGGUUCUAUGGAUGCAGCCAACCUCUUCAAGCCAAUGCUUGCUAGAGGCCAAUUGCGAUGUAUUGGCGCAACGACUUUGGAGGAGUAUAGGAAAUAUGUGGAAAAAGAUGCGGCAUUUGAGAGGCGUUUCCAGCAGGUUUAUGUGGCUGAACCCAGUGUUCCUGACACAAUCAACAUUCUUCGAGGGCUCAAAGAGAAGUAUGAAGGACACCAUGGUGUUCGAAUUCAGGAUCGAGCUCUUGUGGUUGCUGCCCAGUUGUCAGCUCGAUACAUCACAGGGCGUCAUUUGCCGGACAAAGCAAUUGAUCUAGUUGAUGAGGCCUGUGCAAACGUGAGGGUUCAGCUUGAUAGUCAGCCUGAAGAAAUCGAUAAUCUUGAAAGGAAGAAGAUUCAGUUAGAAGUCGAACUCCAUGCGCUCGAGAAGGAGAAAGACAAAGCGAGCAAAGCUCGGUUAGUUGAAGUGAAAAAAGAGCUAGAUGACUUGAGGGAUAAGCUCCAGCCUUUAACCAUGAAGUAUAGAAAAGAGAAGGAAAGAACCGAUGAGCUUCGCAGGCUCAAAAAGAAGAGGGACGAGCUCAUAGUUGCUGCACAGGAGGCUGAAAGGAGGUAUGAUCUAGCUAGAGCUGCAGACCUGAGAUUUGGAGCCAUUCAAGAAGUGGAGGCUGCUAUAGCAAAGCUCGAAGGAAGCUCAGACGAGAAUGCGAUGUUAACAGAGACUGUUGGACCUGAACAAAUUGCAGAAGUUGUAAGUCGUUGGACCGGAAUCCCUGUUACAAGGCUUGGCCAGAAUGAGAAAGACAGGCUAAUUGGUCUUGCGGAGCGGUUGCAUGAAAGAGUUGUGGGACAAGAUCAAGCAGUUAGUGCUGUCGCAGAGGCUGUUUUGAGGUCAAGAGCUGGUUUGGGAAGGGAACAGCAGCCUACUGGUUCAUUCCUUUUCUUGGGUCCAACUGGUGUUGGAAAAACUGAGCUUGCUAAGGCUCUUGCGGAGCAGCUUUUUGAUAAUGACAAACUGAUGAUUAGGAUCGACAUGUCUGAGUAUAUGGAGCAACAUUCAGUUGCCCGUUUGAUCGGGGCUCCACCCGGCUAUGUUGGACAUGAGGAAGGUGGGCAACUUACAGAAGCUGUUAGGAGGCGGCCCUAUAGUGUCAUACUUUUUGAUGAAGUAGAGAAAGCACACCCCGCUGUGUUCAACACCCUUCUUCAAGUCUUGGAUGAUGGAAGAUUGACAGAUGGCCAAGGCCGUACAGUUGACUUCACCAACACAGUCAUCAUUAUGACUUCAAACCUUGGAGCUGAGUAUCUCUUAUCAGGACUAAUGGGCAAGUGUACAAUGGAGAGUGCUCGCGAUAGGGUGAUGCAAGAGGUUAGGAAGCACUUCAAGCCUGAGUUGCUAAAUCGGCUUGAUGAGGUUGUGGUUUUUGACCCUCUGUCUCAUGAGCAAUUGAGGAAGGUAGCUAGGCUUCAGUUGAAGGAUGUAGCAACCCGCUUGGCACAGAGGGGUAUCGCUUUAGGUGUGACUGAAGCAGCAUUGGAUGUCAUAUUAGCCCAGAGUUAUGACCCGGUUUACGGUGCGCGACCUAUUAGAAGAUGGCUGGAGAAAAAGGUUGUGACUGAGUUCUCAAAAAUGCUCGUGAAAGAGGAGAUUGAUGAAAAUUCAACUGUUUAUAUAGAUGCCAACUCCAAAGGAAAAGAGUUGACAUAUCAAAUCGAGAAGAAUGGUGGGCUUGUGAAUGCUGUCUCUGGACAAAAGUCGGAUAUAUUAAUUCAUCUCCCAAUUGGGCUUCAGAGUGAUGCUGCCAAGACAGUGAAGAGGAUGAAGAUUGAGGAAAUGGAUGAGGAUGACGGGAUGGACGAGUAAAUGGUAAAAUGGGGUAUGGGAUUAAGGGGUAAAUGCUGUGAUGCUUUAGUAACUAAAGUGGUUAGUUUUGUGGUGGUACUUUUGGUAUUAUUUCCAAGUGUUAAAUAGUUUUAGGGGUUUCUGCCCCUCGUGAUGUUUUUAAUGCAACUUAAGAGUGUAAUAUUUGUUUUUUAUUUUACCAAUGCUCUAUAAAUUUUGUAUUCCCUGUGUCCGAACGGAAUUCUAUUUGGUCUUUAUCUUUAGCGGUGGCUUCUUUCUGAUUGCUAAAAAUAUGACCUGAUGCAAGCAAUUGACCAAAUGUCCGCAACUGAAUUGUAUUAAAAUCUGACUCGUGAUGUACAAUAUAUAUGUGUAUUUAUAUACCUAAAAAUCUGGUGUAAUGCUUCACUAUACUAACUCGUACAUGUUUGAUCAUCUUUUUAUUGUUGGUUCAAGAAGACAAUAAUAAGAUUCUGAAUGUGGAUGCUGCUUU